AUACGGCUGUUGUUCUUCGCGACGGCGUCGUUAUACCACUUGUACGCAAAUCGAGGAUGAUCGCGCAAGACCGUUGAAUCGUGUUUCGAUUGUGAUCGAUUUCCGUCUGUGUGAAGUUAGCCGGCGACUGUUCGACAACGGGAUCCAAGAUGUCCUGUCGAAAAGACUGUUCAAAGUCGCAAAGUCGCGAAGACAUCGUCGCUGAAAAAGCAACAAUUUAUCAUCAGGCUGCGAAAUCCGAGCUCCGAUACGUCAAUUCCGCCAUUUACACGGAAACCGUCAGCGAAGAAGAGCGAGACGCGGCGAAGAGUGAGAUUCGAUCCGAGAACGAUCGAGAAGACAGGACGCGAGAGGACGAAAGGAGCGAGCGAGGAGCCACCGGGCAAGACACCUAUAGAUGCUACUCUCUUCCCGACGCUACUCGAUUGUCCCUCGAACCUUCCGCCGCGCGAGCGGAACGACGAUGCAAGAUCGAUGGCGGCGAGAGACCUUGUCAAGCGGCUAGUAGUAAGCGCGAGAGAUGCAGUCGGCAAGUCGCGCGGACAUCAUUGCUCUCCUCCGAACCGAUCGGUGACGACAGGAGAAUCGCUCAUUCGGAAUGGGUGCGCAGGAAGCACGAGGCUGCGCGGCGCAAACGAGAGGACGAGGAACGCGCGACGAAGAAGCGGCAGGAGGAGGAGGAGGAGAUGGUACGGACGAAGGAGGAGAGAGUUCGGCUGGAGAAGGAGAACUUUCUCAAGUGGAUGGAGGGGAAGAGACGGCAGGAGCUCGACAGAAGAGCGAUGUUUCAGAACGAAUUGGAAUUGCAGAAGUGUCUGAAGGAGAUCGAGGAUAAGACCGCCGUCGCGAAGGCCCUGUACCUCCGUCAGUGGAUUCGCAAGAAGAAGGAAGAGCAGAAAGGUGCGGUAGUUGCGAUUCGCGUGCCAUUCGGAAGAAGAAUCCGAUCGCUUCCUCUUUUCGCAGCCCAGUAUAAGGAGCAGGAGUCGAGGCAGAGGAAGAUAAACGAAGAGCGCGAGAAGAGACUGGAACAGUGUUCGACGGCUUACGAGAAGUGGAAACGAAACUCUAAGAACAGACCCAAACCCGCCACGCAAGGAUUACUUCCACACCAGAAAGCUAAGCCAGCCUACGUAAAUCCGAUCCCUUGGCAGCCGAUCGUAGAGAUUGAUUCGGACGAAGCGCAGCAAGAUGCGCUCAACGACGAAAACAGGGAUAAGAGUCAGCUGAACGGCGGAAGAACAGUCAUGGCGCACCAAUGAUUACAAUCGAGAGAAAGAAAUCAUUUAUCUAAGAUAUAUACCAUUUCAUUUACAACGCACAAUAUUUAGCGUGACAAUUUCAAAUUGUGAUGAAAUUCUGAUUAAAGAAGAAAUAAACAAUCAAAUCUCAUUUGUACUUUAUUUCAGACGAAUCCUGAACGUUCGAGGUUCAAUCCCCAAAAUGUUCAACAUUACAAAAAGUAAUAACUUUCCGUCCGAAAGAAAGUUGAUCUUUCGAUUCGUCGUCUACGUUUAACGAUGGCUAAAACCACGCUUGCGAGAAAAUGAAAGAUUGACAUGCGUACAAAGGCGAUAUAAUAAUACCGUCUUCUUUUUAUAUCUAUCAGUUUGAUUAAAGAGUGACUUUAAUAGUAUAGGUUUGUUCACACGUUUAAUGACAAACUGUGCUACAUAAUAUAAAGUAUUUGAUUAUAACAAGACAAAGCAGAUCUUGUGAUUCGUCUCACACACGCACACACAGAGCCUCUCUUUCAUUCUCAAGCUAUUCAUUACACCUUGGAUUCCUCUAACGCGAGAAGAACACACCUAUUAUUUCGCAAACUGAUAAUUGUGUGUGGUAUGAGAAAUAUCGUGAGAGUUUCUCUUACUAUCGUCUACUUGCCAUAUGUAAGACACAUUAUCUCCCUUGGACAACACACACCUCUUCCUCUCCCCAAACAAUGUCUUAGAGUUCACACACUCCUUCAUAUCUCUUUAUGUACAAUAUGCACAAUAUUCUUACAAAGCGCAUUCUACAGUAAAUUUACUCUUAAUCGAGAUAGCAAAUUUUCGACAAUUGUAAUCUGAGAACAAAUCGUAUGUAAUAUGAUGUAUAUUAAGUGUGUGUACGCAACAGUCACACGUGUAGGUAUACAGUAGAUAUUGCUUUUUAUACAUUUGUAUUUCGGCGUACACACAUAACUCGCGUGCUUCGUUGACGCUCUCAAUCUUUCUCUAAUCUUGAAGAUGGGAAGGCAAUGAAGCAGCGAUUUGUGAAGAUAAACAUAUUAGCUCCGCGACUUUCUUCGUUUUGCAGGCGCAAUUAUUCCAAGUCAAAUAUUACAUAUACGCUGAACUUUGUAAGAAAGAAAAACAAAAUAUAUUACAUUUGUAGAGAUCAUUUUCUUUAUACUUCGGUCGUGUAGUUGAAAAAUUGGAGAAAUCGUAAACUGAAUUUCGUGAAUUGCAGAAAUAAAUUCUUGUCAAUUCACAACUCGUGUGCCUUCUUACAUGGGAUUUCUUAAUGUUACACGAAAACAUUCGUUGUCCUUCACAAUUAAUUAAGGUCCCUCGUCCUUAUUUGAUGACGAGGCGAGAAAACGCAAAAAUUCAAAUGAAACAUUUCUCGACAAAAUGGCGCUCGGUGUGAUCGAUUUGGCACACUUGUAACAUUGUCCGAACACUUUUACCCGAGCGAUCGAUAAAAUUAACUUGACGCUUUUUCCUCAUGAUUUUCGACGUCAAUUUUACGACUUGAUUGUUGUUUGGACAAUUUUACAAGUGCGCUAAGCCGAUCACAGAUGUUGCUUUCUGAGGAUUUUCUUUUAUUAUAUGCGUGUUUGUAUACACGUGUACGCAUGUAUACAAUGCCUUGUAAUAUGUAAUGCAAGACAUUGAACGAUCGGAAGUAUCGCAGAGAAAGGAGAGAGAUAGUAAAAAAUAUAAUUGCAUUGACUACGUCAGCUGAAUGAAUUCUUUUCUUUUUUUAAUCAACUUUCAUCGCAUAUUCUUAUAGCGAUGUUUUGCGAUCGAAGAGCUUUUCGUAAGGAAUCUGCUGCCGUAAUGAUGAUACCGCACAACAUUAGCGUAACCUCGAGAGAGUUUUGCAUCCUCCUCCACCGGUGACACGCAUUGCAGCAACAUUCGGCAGCGCAAUCAGUGACGCUCGCGAAAGACGACCCUAUCGUCGAUGGAAAACAAAUGAGAAUGGUCCCUCGCUGGAGGAUGUCUCUCCGCAAAUUCCACGCUUUCCGUUAAAGCCGAGGUAUUGGCGCGAGAACUUUAAAGGGGAUGAAAGAGUUUGCGUUGCAACGUCCAGAGAUAUGGGCAUAUCCGUCUUAAAUUGCCGACCGAUUGGAUCCCUCCUUCCGCGCGCUUUCUCCUUCUUUCGCUCCUCUUGCGCGCCGAUUCCCUCUUUAGAAACUUGGAGCACUUUAGAAUUUCGCUGUAGACGUGACACAAUAAAGAAAUUUACAUCGUCCCGUGUCACUGAACGGCAACGAGCAAGACUGUAAAAGGAAAGGGAUGAGACAGCGCAAUUUUAAGCGUUGAAAAUGAAGAAGGAAGGACAUUUCGAAUCGUUAAUCUAAAAGCACUGUGAAAAUAAUAAUCAAAAGACUUUCUGCAAAUUGGGCGAUAAAUUAAAUUAGGAUUCGCUUCGUGCAUGGGGACAAUGUUAAGUUGUGAACGAUAACACAAAGUAGCAAGUCAACGCUCAACGUUACUUUAAUAUGAAAAACGUGUAAUCUUUUAAUCGUAACAGCUAUAAAAAGUUGAUGAUACUAUAGGGAUGAUGAUAAUAGUAGUAAUAAUAAUAGCGAUGAUAUAAAAUAAUAAUAUAUAACGUUUGGCAUGUGUUUCGUUUAUCUGUACAGUAAUCUGUGGCGCGUUUGAAAAUGUUUCAAUUACCACAAUCCGCAUUCCGAAAGCUAAGAAUAGAGAGAGUGUGUAAAAACCAAUUUUUCUGGUUAACGAAGGAAUACACUGUAAACUAAUACAACAAACUAACUUAUAACCGCACACAUUACAAAUAACAAUAAUAGCAAUAAUAAUGAUAGCAAUAAUAAUAUAAACGAUACCGUAAUUAUAACACACAACAUGCACAAUAGUGCAAUAACAAGAAUGAACAAAUUAAAUAUCAUACGAUUAUUUGCAGCGUGUAACGUCCAUCGAGUGCGGAAAAA
This is a messenger RNA of Dinoponera quadriceps, 4162 nucleotides long. Its product is annotated as trichohyalin-like. The record is from RefSeq and is a predicted model, not a curated record. The coding region runs from base 150 to 1259 and encodes 369 amino acids. The transcript is spliced from 3 exons. Lineage: Eukaryota; Metazoa; Arthropoda; Insecta; Hymenoptera; Formicidae.